Misgurnus anguillicaudatus (oriental weatherfish) is the source of this 3336-nucleotide messenger RNA. RefSeq names its product beta-1,3-galactosyl-O-glycosyl-glycoprotein beta-1,6-N-acetylglucosaminyltransferase 4. Gene Ontology annotation, cellular component: membrane. The record is from RefSeq and is a predicted model, not a curated record. Lineage: Eukaryota; Metazoa; Chordata; Actinopteri; Cypriniformes; Cobitidae. Gene Ontology annotation, molecular function: acetylglucosaminyltransferase activity.
CUCACCCAUCUUCUGAAUAAACUCUAUUCACAUGUUCUCCCAAAGGUCUUUGAGGGAAACCUUUUAUCACUGUUACAUUACAAUAUCCAUAGCUCCAUACACAGUAAAAGAGUUUUUUCGACCCCUGUGUAUGUCAUGGAUGAAGAAUUUGUUACUCCAUUUAGCGGUUUUGUAAAUAGAUCCGUAAGGAGACGCGUGCUGUGAACUCGCGCUCGCGGCGUGUGAUGUCAAGAGCGGGUGGAUUUCUAAUAGUUUUUUCAAACAUUCGUCAAGUCAAGUCACUGACUCAUUCUUGGAUUUCUGUCAUAUGUGGACAUGAACAUUUUAGACACUCACAGACUUUCAACUUCUCUUUAAGACGACAGCGAUGUAAAGGCGCAUUUAGAAUGAGAAGACAGUGGCGUCAGCGCUUCAAAAAGGUCAUACCUAUAUUUAUGACAUUAAUACUCCUUAUAUGUGCUUUUACAAUUGUGUUUUCAAGAGUGAAUGAAGACGACUGUUGCAUUGAUACCUUUGGGUCAACAGGAGUGUUAGACAGACAGCGACUGACAGUAAAAUAUGGCAUUAAUUGUUCUGCAAUAUAUGACAUGGAACCAGCAGAAGUGGGAAAAUCUUUGACCGUCCGUAAAAACAAAAACUAUGUGGGUCCAGCUGAUAUUAAUAUUGUGAAUGCCACCUCUGACUGUGAUCGGUUUAUAGCAUCAAAGGGUUACGAUGCGAUACAAGGCUCUGAGUCUGAGCGUGAAUUUCCCAUUGCUUACUCUUUAGUCGUUCAUAAGGAUGCUGGUUUUGUGAAGAGGUUGUUAAGAGCCAUUUAUAUGCCACAUAAUGUUUAUUGCAUACAUUAUGACCUGAAGUCUUCAGAUGAUUUUAUUUCAGCGAUGCAAGGUCUGGCCCGCUGCAUCCCUAACGUCUUCAUUGCCUCAAAACUGGAGAGGGUGCAGUAUGCAGGCAUCUCACGCCUCAAAGCAGAUCUUAAUUGUCUGUCUGAUCUCCUGGAGUCUCAGGUAAAGUGGAAGUAUGUCAUCAAUCUGUGUGGUCAGGACUUUCCACUGCGGACGAACGCUGAACUGGUGUCAGAUCUAAAGAUGCUUAAAGGCAUGAACAUGGUGGAGAGCAAGCGACCAGGAGGAAAAGAAUGGCGCUGGACCUUUCACCACGACCUGAAAAAUAACACUGAAUACUACGAGUUUCCUAUCAAAACAUCUGAGGUGAAACCUCCACCACCUCAUAACAUCGAAAUGUUUGUGGGCAGUGCAUACUUUACACUCUCACGGGAAUUUGUACUUUUUGUUCAGUGGAGUUCUCUAGUCAGAGAUUUCUUGGUUUGGUCUGAGGACACAUACUCACCUGAUGAACAUUUUUGGGCAACUUUGGUUCGUGUGCCUGGAGUACCAGGAGAGGUGCCAAGAUCUGACCCUGAUAUUUCAGAACUGAUAAGUAAAACCCGUCUGGUGAAGUGGGAAUAUUUAGAAGGGAGUCUUUACCCACCAUGCACUGGGGAGCACAUGCGGUCUGUGUGUAUUUUUGGUGCUGCUGAGCUCAGAUGGCUUCUUAAUUAUGGUCACUGGUUUGCUAAUAAAGUGGACCCAAAAGUGGAUCCUAUUCUUAUUGAAUGUAUAGAAGAGAAACUUUUAGAAAAAUCGAUGUCAACGCAAGGUUAAAAAAAAUUUUUUUUACUGGGGGUGGCUGUUAUCUUUUAUGUUCUAGGUUAAAAGUACAAUGCUUUUAAGAGGAAACCAAAGUAAGCUUAUCAUUUUAUUGCAGUUUGUAGUUAAAAGAUUUUUUAAAGGCACUUUUUAUUUACACAAACAGACCAUGGCAUUCUGUUCAUUAAAAAGGCCUAAUUUUCUUCUGGUUACAUGCAAAAAGUUAAAAACUGUCCAACACAUUUUAGUGCUGGCGUUCAUCAGGAAAGUAACAGCACAAGUUUACCACAAGUGAGAAAAAACAUAUCACAUGGUUAGCUCCCUUUCGAAACCAACAUGAUCUCAUGGGAAGUCGUGCUAUAGUCACAAGAUUUUUUAUUAAUUUAUUCAUUUCCAUGGCACAAAAUUCAGCUUUUUAUCUGUGCCUUAAGCACGAAUGUCUACAAAUUUCUAUAAAUAGUUUUUCGUGUCCGUGGCACGACUUUCUUUUUGUGUCAUUUUAUGUAUUGUUUCUCUUUUUUUCCUAUUUUUAAAUCAUUGUCGCUUGGGGAUAGAUUUGGGGUUUGGGUUAGGAUGUACUUUUAUGUAUUUUUUUCUACAUGUUUUUCUUUCGCUUUUAAACUAUUCUCGCCUGGAGUUGGGGUUAGAGUUGAGGUUUGGGUUAGGAUGUCUAAAAUGAAACAGAAAGUGAUUCUAACCACAACCCCAAGUGACAAUGGUAAGAAAAUAGGAACAAACAAUGGGAAAACAAUACAUAAAAUGACACUAAAAAGAAAUUCGUGCCACAGACACAAAAAAGGCAUUCCUGCUCAAAGCACGAAAAUAAGCUACAUUUCGUGCCUUCGACGACACACAUAAAUUAAUCAAAAGUUUUCGUGACUAUAACACGACUUUCAGUGAAAUCAGUCUGUUCGAAACGGAUAGUGAAGUGACGGUAACCCCCACAGGACAAACAUGUCAUCAUCUGAGACAAUAUAGUGUCAAAAAGUGCUCUAUGCAGUUUGUCCAUUAGGGCUACAGUAGAAUCAUGAAAGCGUGAAAUAGCAACUUUCAUGUAAGAGGGUGUGAACUUUCUCAUUGCACAAACUUCCUUUUGCUGUUUUAAGCAAAAUGGAAAAUGCUGAACUUCUUUCUGUAUUUUAUUUGAAUAUUGUUCAUGCAUUUUAAAAUGAUAUAUGAUGUACAUAUUGCACUUUAAAUUAAAAAGUUUAAAGCACAAAACAUACUUGCUGUAAUAAGGAAUUUGUCAUUAUUUACAUAUCCCAUGUUUUUUUAAGUGGCUGCAUUUCACACAUUUUCACACAACAGUUUAGUAUCUGUAAAAUUGAUGGUGUUAUAGUUGUUUUUCAUUUAAGUUUGACAGUCAUCUGUGAAACACUGGCCAUAAGCACUGAGACUUUACCAGGUGCACUUUUGUUACAAGUUGUAGGGCGUUGUGAAUUUACCAAUUUAAAUAAAAAACCUCAAAUGCAGCUCAUUUCUUUCCACACAGCUCUCCGACAAGUAUAUUCAAAGUAGGUUUAUGGAAUUGCAACUAAACUCUCAUAUGAUUUGCAAGUGACUUUUCUGGCCAGCUCCCUGCGCUUCACUACCCUCUGUGAUAUCUAAUAUAGUAGAAAAUUAUCCAUGGUAGGUUUUGAUAGGUUGACAGGUCCCCUUACAAGCGUAUUCUUAGAAUACCUCCCUU